GCAAAACAUUUUUUUUUUUGUCCAAACUUAAAUUUAGUUGACUUUUACUAGCGUGGGAUAGUAAAAUUUUCUUAACAAAAAAAUGUCUAAUAAUCCAACUGUGACUCUAUAUCCCUUAGUCAACUACACGUUUGGCACAAAAGAAGCACAACCAGAGGAAGAUCCGUCAGUUGCAGCGCGUUUGCAACGGCUACAAAAUGAUUAUGAAACGACCGGUAUGCGAAGGACUGUAGAGGGGGUGCUUGUUGUUCACGAACAUAAUCAUCCUCACGUGUUAAUGUUGCAAAUUGCCAACUCUUUUUUUAAACUGCCCGGUGAUUAUCUUAAACCAGGAGAAGAUGAAAUCGAAGGUCUUAAAGCUAGGUUAGAUGAGCGGUUGGCUCCAGUUGUUAAUACAUAUAGCAACAAUACCUCAAGUCAUGAGGACUGGCAAAUUGGCGAAUGUUUAAGUGUUUGGUGGCGACCAAAUUUUGAAACUUUCAUGUAUCCGUAUACACCAGCACAUGUUACUAAGCCGAAGGAACAAAAAAAAAUAUUUUUAGUUCAUCUUCCAGAAAAGAAAAUUUUAUCUGUCCCGAAAAAUAUGAAGUUGCUCGCAGUACCUCUUUUUGAAUUAUAUGACAAUGCGCAGCGUUAUGGACCUCAGUUAUCCGCAAUUCCACAUUUGCUGAGUAGAUUUAAUUUCAUUUAUGAAAAAUAAUAAAUAGAAUAGCUAAUUAUAAAAUUAUUAGACAUUAGAUAUAUAGAAUAUAUCUGAUUAUUAUUAUCUAUUGAAGAUUUUUCAUUAUUAUUCUCUUGUGGUUGACUCUGAGAAUCAUCGUUAUUUUCAUAAUCAUCGUAUUUUCGCUUUUUACUUGUCGGUUCCUGAUUCGUAUCUCAAUUAUUAAUCAAGAAUUGUAAACAAUCCAAGAAAAAAAGUUAAAUUAAACGUACAUUUGUU
Molecule: messenger RNA, 940 nt
Organism: Rhizophagus irregularis DAOM 181602=DAOM 197198
Lineage: Eukaryota; Fungi; Glomeromycota; Glomeromycetes; Glomerales; Glomeraceae
Product: Nudix hydrolase 21
Cellular component (GO): mRNA cleavage factor complex
Molecular function (GO): mRNA 3'-UTR AU-rich region binding
Source: RefSeq, a predicted model, not a curated record